Molecule: messenger RNA, 2623 nt
Organism: Amphiprion ocellaris (clown anemonefish)
Lineage: Eukaryota; Metazoa; Chordata; Actinopteri; Pomacentridae
Gene: cdip1
Product: cell death-inducing p53 target 1
Exons: 6
Coding region: 237-854 (205 amino acids)
Biological process (GO): tumor necrosis factor-mediated signaling pathway; intrinsic apoptotic signaling pathway in response to DNA damage by p53 class mediator
Molecular function (GO): zinc ion binding
Source: RefSeq, a predicted model, not a curated record
AGGUGUAAAUCUGUCUUAGCGGAUGUUGACUCUCCUCCUCGGAGCUGCUAACGUCAAACAACUUCAUUUGCACCGCGGGUGGAAGCUGCUUCACCCACAACCAGGUUGUGGAACAUUUACCAGGCUCUUCAGGUGGAAUCUCUUUUCCCAGUAACAUCACAGUGAAAGUCGACCUAUAGAGUUGUGAGUGGAGCUCACGUGACCAACCCAUCUGCCAGUUCAGACGUUUGGCCAGUAUGUCCAGUGAUCCUCCCCCUCCGUACCCCGGAGGUCCCAGUGCUCCCCUCAUUGAGGAGAAGAAUGGACAACCUGAAACCGUAAGAACUGCUCCGCCGCAGGGACAGCCCUUACCUCCAGACUAUGGUCCACCACCUUAUGAGGCCCCACAGCCAGGUUUCCUACCCCCUCAUGUCCCUGGAGAAGGGCCCAUGCCAAUGCCCAUGCCAAUGCCUCCACCACCACCAGGUGGUCACUACCCACCCCCACCCGGUCACUUUCCUCACCCAAUGCCAGGGCAGAUGGGUCCUGGUCCCAGUCAUUUUGUCCACAUGGGAGGUCACACAGCGACCGUCCUGGCUCCUCCAGGAGCCGCCACCACUGUGACCGUACUGCAGGGGGAAAUGUUCCAGACCUCACCGGUGCAGACUGUGUGUCCGCACUGCCAGCAGGCAAUCAUCACCCGCAUCUCCCACGAUGUCGGCCUCAUGAACACACUCUUCUGCCUCUUCUGCUUCUUUGUAGGGUGUGAUCUUGGCUGCUGCUUGAUCCCCUGUCUGAUUGAUGACCUCAAGGAUGUGACACACACCUGCCCGUACUGUAAGGGCUACAUUUACACAUACAAGCGUAUAUGCUAACCACCGACAGCUGUAUGCUCCAGAGACAUGUACAUGCACACACAUAAACUCACAGCUCCUCCUGCUGGUAGUUACAGGCUUUUCCCCCCAUUUUUGCAAAGUGUUGUGUAGCCCUCUUAAAUUGUAAGUGCAGUUUUCUCAUGAGUUCACAGAAUAUUUACUGUAUAUAUCGUUCAUGUAUAAACAUGCAUUUGAAAUGUACAAAUCUCUGACUUAACUGCAGAGAAUGAAGGAUACAAAAAGAUCCAGAGAUGGAUAGGGAGCAGGCACAAAAGUGCAUCUGAAAUUGUAAAAACUCUGGAAAACAGGCUUCUGAUGUUACGCAUGUGAAUGAGAAGAAAAUUUCUUACAGAUAGCCUCAGUUAGAGAAAGCUGUGAAAAAGGUCACUUUAUUUAUUUGAGUUCAUCUGUGAAUUUUGCUCAGAAGCAAGAGUAUUCAAAUAUGCUGGCUUAGCAUUUUCUUGUUUUUUAAAAAUUAUUUCACAUAUUUUAUCCUCUGUUUUAACAAUACUCAGAACUGUGAACAUUUUUGUCUGUGUCUGCUAAGUUUGUCCAAACAGACCUUGUUUUUCCUUUUUAUCAUCAUAAUCACUUCUUGAAUGUGAGAGAAUUAACCAUUUUCUUCUCCGUAAACUAAUGACUUUGCUUGUUCGGGAGUUCCCAAGGUUGAUGUUACUUGCUAUUUUUAUUAGUAAUCUUCUGGGCUUCAGUCAGUAGUCACAAAAUGUUCAGUGACUUGCUGUUCAGCUGGUAUGCAUCAACGCCCUCUGUCCAUGAUGUACUUAAUUUUGAUAAUAAAGUCAACGUAUGCACUUUAAGUUGAAACUCAGAUUUCCCACUGAUAUAUUUAUUAAAACCUUAACCUCGGCUCAUUUGUCUGAGGAGUAAAAAAAAAAAAAAAAAAUCUUGAGUAAGACCAAUGCAGAAUUUGGCAUUUACUUCUGUUUUAUGUUUGCUGAGUGAGUUCCAUUAUACUUAAACUUAUUUGGAAUAUAAUAGACUCAAAGUGAAGCUGGCAGACACCAGCUUUAACUGUUACUGAUGGAGAAACACUGGUUGACAUCUCAGUGAUCAUUUGUCCUCUUGCAGGCCAUAUGUUGAGAGUUCUGUGUGUCAAUCUGAAACACCACUCCUACUAAAAACUAGAUUACCUUCUCAUGUAUAAUGUUAAACAUGUAGUUAGUUUAAAGUAGGACGAUAUAUUGACAAAUUACAAUGGUGGCACUAUCAUAACAUUCAGCCUUUCACUGUGCAUUAGCCCGCUAAGGUUACUUCCAUUGCUCAGAUGCAUGCUAGAUAACAAAUACAGAUGUCUCUUGACUGAUAAGAAAAAGCUUCAAAUAAAUGAUAAACUCAAGACAUCUUACAAAAAGACAUUGUGAUUCCACUCAAUUUGAUACUAAUCAUGAACCAUCAUUGUUCCACCUCAGCAUGCCUGAUCCGUCAGCCACCUUCACUCACCAAACGCAGAGUUUGUCUGCAUGAGCCACACAUCAUAACAAGUAGUUCUCACUGGCUAGUUCCCUGAAUCUAUGUGCAUUUGAUUUUUUUUUCUCUUGAGGUUAACCGAGCUGUGCAAGAAAAUCAAAUCUGAACUGAAGGAUUGCAUUGAAAUUCUAAUAUGAAGUACUGUAAGCCAUUGUUGUGGAUACUGCUGGUCUGCAUUGCUCUAAAUGUCUGUGAAACGUAUAACUAUGUAAGUCAAAAUUUGUUUGACUGUUGUAUACAGGUACUAUUUUAUCAAUAAAAAUCAUUAAGGAAACUUUUAA